GAUGUCUGAGGCGUUGUCACAGCAGGAGAGACUCCAGGCUAUAGCGGAGAAAAGGAAGAGGCAGACAGAGAUUGAGAACAAGCGGAGGCAGCUGGAAGAUGACCGCAGACAGCUCCAGCAUCUCAAGAAUCGGCGCCUCCCUGCUCGCUGCUCAUUAGUGCAGAGCUGACCAGGAGCCUGAACAUAAUUACGGGCGAUGGUGUGGCCGGAGGCUGAUUUGGUGCAUCCUCAGAUUAGUGCUGUGCUUUCCCCUCUCAUUACGCAGCCAGUGGCUUCCUGCAUUAAGGUCAAGUCCAGCUGUUAAUUCGUUCAGUCAAAUAACAAGGAUGUUGAACUGCUAUUUUUGGUGGAGCUGAAUUCUCUGGGGUGUACACCCAGAGGAAGCGUGGAUGCAUCCUUAACCCAGUGCACGUACGGGUGUGUGUUAUUGUGUGUUUGUGUGUUUUGGUAAGACGAUGAGCCGGAGGUGUUGAAUUUCACAGAGAAUAAACACUCCAGAGAAGUAAUGUACCUGUGCGUCUGUGAUUUGUUUUUCAUUGAGAGCAAAGACCUUAUUUUCUGCGUCUGCCUUUGUGCCAGUUGCGGUUAUGAGACAUUGUUUAUUGUUCCGGUUUGGCCUUCGAUUGUCUGCUUUUUGAAGGCAUUGUCCUCCUCCUAAACAGUUUAUCAGACACAGGUUGCAUGUGGAGCCUGGGAGGCCCCUGUGAUGCUUUGUCUUCUAUUUUCUGCCUCGAUUGUGUUGUGCGCGUGUGGAAGGGUGUGAGCGUGCUGUGUGUCAGAUGCCCUGUCACUCUGCCAAUAAGCACUCCUUGCGGACGUCUCCUGGGAGUGGGAGGGGCGAAGGGAGGGGAGUGGGAGGAGAAAGAGAGGGAGUGAGCUGCCUUUUCUCUCUCGCUCCGUCUCUCUCCGUAAGGUACCGAGGAUGGAAAAACCAACAGAAGAUCCUUUUAGGAUUGUGCGUUUACGCCUUCGAGAUUGGGGAUGAGAAAUAUUUUGCUACCGUUGCUGUGUGGCACAUUUGUGAAUAUUGCGAUUGACGGAUCAUCUUUUGAUUGUGAAUACAAUAGUCUCUUUCCCCCCAGAUUCCUGCUAUCCAAAACAAUACCUAAAUGUGGCUAAAUGUGGUGGGAGAGAGAGAGAGAGAGAGAGAAAGAGAGAGAGAGACAGAGAGAGAGAGAAAGAGAGAUCAUAGUGCAGUAUGAUCAGCUGAAAAUAUUUCUCAUGAUUAAUGGAUGAAAUCAUACAGUAUUAAGGUCAAGGAUUGCAUGUAAAGGCUAAAAAGGCUAAAAGUAAGGUAAUAUUCCAAAAACAAAACAAAAAUCUGUGUUUGUUUUCUGUAUAAGAUAACAGUUUGCUUCAAAACAUUAAAAUUUUUGCAUUUUCAUUUUCUAAAUGCCUAGUACUGUCUAGACAGCCAGUGCAUCAAAUGAAACUUUUACAGUUUCUAAUAGCCAUCUUAGCAUGAAUAAUGCAAGCGAGCUUCUUUUGUACUAUUAUUUAUUUAUUUAUUUUGCAGACACACUUAUCCAGAUUGGCUUACAAGGAUAAUGUGGCAUAAUGCAUUUACAAAUCAUACAAACAAUAAAAGCAGUAGUCAGAAUUACGGCAAAUUGACCUCAGGCUUAAAAUAUAUAACAGUAAAAUAAUAAUGCCUAACGUUUAUGUUUAAUGGCACACUUCACGCUAAAGGGAACAACUGGACCUCAAUAUUCCGUGUUUGUCAAAGAUAACCAUUUCAGCUGCAUUGCAAUCUAUUUUAGAAAUAAACUGAUAAUUUCUUGCGUAACUGUUCGUCUCUGUGUCAUUCCAUUAGCAAAGCUAAUGUCGGUAGUCCGUGCACAAGCGGUUGUUGUGAGAGGCGCUCGUGUUUUUUAAUGGGUUCUGUCCCAUGCUUGUCCUGGGGCUCACCCUUAGGGGAGGUUGUGAAAGCCUCUUUGUGGCUCCUGUGAAUGUAGCCUUAGGUGCCCUCAGGGCAUCCGGUGGUCCGCGCAGCUGGAGGACCACAGGUUCUGGCAGUCCUGGGGUUGUCUUUGCUCCUCUCUUAGGACCCCUGGUGCUGCCUUUGUAUGCCAUAGAAGAGGACGGGCACUGGCAGGGUGCCCUGGCGAUCGUCCCGCUAUCCCACUUAAUGUCAAAGGCUUUGCGGGAACGAUGGCUGCUGGACGGAGCACCCUCUGCUGGCCCGGAGGAGGAUGAAGCAAAGAAACAGCUUCAGGAGGAUGAGGCCAAGACCAAGGGUCUGGAGGAGUCUAUUCUCAGACUGGAGCAGGAGCUGGAGGAGCUGGAGACAGGUGUGUCAGCGACCUCCACCAAAGAGAACUUGACAGAUGCAGCCAAGGAGGAUGACGCCAAGAGAGGAGACAACAAAAAUCCUGCUGCCUCUGUGAAAGUGGUUAAAGUUCACAACAGCCCUCGUCAGGACAAGUCCGGAGGUGCCUCAGAUAUGAUGAAGACAGCGAUGUACUCAGUAGAGAUCACCAUUGAAAGGGACAGACUCACAGGCGAGACAAAAGUGUUGUCCACCAACACACUGCUGCCCAAAGACCUCUCUUACCAAGGGGUUAAGGUAUAUGAGGAUGACAAAAAAGUUGUGCACGAGGUUCGUGGAGCCGACGGCACCAUAGAGAACGGGGUCCACCUGCUGAGCUCCUCGGAGGUGGAAGAGCUCAUUCACAAAGCUGACGAGGCCACCAUAGGCGAGGGCGGGGGCACCCCAAAAGCAGCCGGAAAUGCCUCGGAGACCCCCAAGAAGGAGAUCACGGGCAUGGAAGCGAAGCCGGCCGGCGCCCAGGCCGCCGUGGGCGAUGCGAGUGCCGAGCACCCCGUCACCAUGGUGUUCAUGGGCUACGAGAACGUGGACGACGAGGCGGAGACCAAGAAGGUGCUGGGGCUGGAGGGCACGGUGAAGGCCGAGCUGGUGGUCAUCGAAGACGGGGAGAGCAAAGGGGGCACAGAGGGGGCCAAGAACGACCAGGCCCCUCCCAAUGGCAGUGCGGCUGACCCAAUCAAGGCCCAGGAAGGGGCGGGGGAGAAAGGGGAGCCUGACGGCGGCGCGGCGGAGCUCAACACCAAGGAGAAACAGCCCUGCAAGUGCUGCUCCGUCAUGUGAUCACCUGCUCCCCGGGGACUUGACUUUUCAAGGAAAAAUGAAAAACAGCAACAAAUGAACUUACCAACGACUACAAGAAAAAUGUUCUGUAUCUUUUGAGCAGCAGUUGUUCCCCAGUUUCUUUUGAUUUUUGUAUUUUUAAUCUUUGUUUUUUUGUUUUUUUUUUCCUUUUUCAUUAUUUCUCUCUGUGUUUGCAUCUGGAGUGUACCAUUGUCUCCACUAAAACAAGCUGUCAAAGGUGAUCGGUGCCUCUAUAUUACACUUUUACCUUUGAGAUUUGACAACAGAGAGGGACUACAACCCUCCCACCCAGAGCUUAAGUUGUUCAAGCGCUGUCCAAUAAAUAUUUUUUUAAAUGACAUCUCUUAUACACUGUCAUAAAUUUUAUAGUCUUAUCUUACCGUAUGAAGGACACAUAUAUCUCUAUGUAUAUCUCUCUAUAUAAAUUAUGUAUUUUAAAGAUAUAUUUAUUUGUUUUGUUUUUGUUUUUUUGGGUUUUUUUUUUUUGCUUUUAUUUUGAGAAAAGUCCUGGUUGCUGUGUGCUGUAACAUUGGAUUCAGUGCACUAUAUACCAUGCUAAUACAUUUUAUUUUUCAGAAAGGUCAUAAUGAAGUUAACCAGCGGGAACAAAGAAAAUGUAUAAUUUCAGUGACUGCAUUGAUAUAUUUAUGACUGAUAAUGCUGUGAGAGUAUUUGUUUGGUUUUUGUUUUCCAGAAAGAAAGAACAAUAAUUACUACAUUUCACGCAUACUCCAUAAGAGGGAAGAUCAUUGAAGUGGGAUGUCGCAGAUGGGAAACUGUGUUUUGGUGUCUUGUAACAGCUACUUGUUAUGUGUGCUAAGACACAGAUUUCCCUCUAAUGUCAUCAGAAUGGCCAUUGGAGACCUUAAAAGAUUCUAUCUCCUAUGCGCUGAGUGCUUUUUACAGGCUUUCAUGCUGUUAGUACUGUAAAAUAUUCUGAAAUCUACAGCUUUGUGGCCUCCUCACGCUGUCGUGUGACUCUCAAACACAAACAUUUCUUUCUGGAACAGAAAAAAAAAAAAACAAGUUAUUUGUCCUUUUGUCCGCAUUCUCCUGCAACCAAAUCAGAAAUAGCCACCCAUCUCAAUAUUAACGAUAGUAAUGACAGUGAUUGAAUAUCAGUACUGAAUUGAAUGGUGUUUCAUACUGAAGCCUGAGACUGGAAAUAAAUGCCAUUGUGUAAGCAGUGAUGUCCAUCUGGUUCACUCCAUUCAGCUUGAUUUCUCAGACUAAUCAGGAUCCGUUGAAAAUAGCCGGAUAGCGCUUGACGCCUUUGCAUUUGAAGAUCAACAGCCUGUGUUAAAAGUAGAUAAUCGAGAGAAUAUGUCAGUGUCAAGUAUGCCUUUGAUUAAUUUGAAGCUCAACGCAGUUUGUGUUAAACUUGAUGGCAAUGGAAAGUUACGAGUUGUUGAUGCUGAUCUUAUUUAGUGCUACAGUUGUGUGCCUGCGUGUGUGUGGUUGACUGAAGCAUUUUCUAAUGCAUGAAAGAGGGGGUACAUACUGAGUGUGUGUACUUUUCCAUCUAUCCCCAUUAAGGUCAUGACACACUAUCUCAACUAAACUUUCUCAGAACUUCUAUGCCAGGCUUUUUGUGCCCUUGUUAAGGCCUCGGUACCCUCCUCACAUGUUAAUGACAACAAACGGGUCAUAGAAUAACUGCCUGUGCGUCUGUGUCGAUGAUGGAUUUCGGUGUGUAUCUUUGACCAUGUAAGACCUGAAGCAAAAGCAGGGAUAUGAAAUCUCUUCACAUUCCAGAAAGUUGUCUGAAGAGUCUUUUACCAAGUGGUCAGUUUUGCUUCAGUGUUCAUGUUGCUACAACUUUUUUGGACAUGGUAGCUGUUUGGCUGUGUGGCUAACUUUGAAUGAUUAUGUUUCAUUCAUCAUUCUAUUAUUUUUUUAUUUGCUACAUUAUGAGUGGUAGGAGCUAGCAUUUAUUCUGGAGGCAAAUUAGGAGCAAAAUGUCUGGCUGAGCUGAAAGGUCAUGUGAUUAUUGCCGUCUGUGUUUUAUUGGUGAGGUGAUGCGGAAUCACUUGUUGGGAAAACCAGCUCAGUUUGGCCAAGGUGCUCUGAUGUAACAAAAGGCCCAUACUUAAAAGCAAAAUAAACAUUUUGUUUGAAAAGUUGGCAGAAUACUGGAUGGUCUGGAUUAAAAUCUUAAACCAGUUGUAUGACAUCACAGGUGUGUGGUAGAGUCUGUUUCAAAAGAUAAUUUUUUAAAACAUUGUUUAGCUCAUAUUUGGAUAAGUAUGAAAAUAGCACUUAGGGUGUAUUGUUUCAUUGUCCAUAUGACAGGUACAUAUUUAUAAUGUAUUAACUCAGAAAUGAGAUCAUUUCAAUUCAAAACACUUGGCCUACCAAGAUGAACUUGAUUUAACUAAUGUGCAUUAAAGUACAGUAAGGGUGAAGUGAUAAAAAGAUGGUUGACAAUAUCAUACACCAAAUACUUUGGUUAAGACUGGUGUCAGUGUAAAACAGACGCCUAUUUUCCAAUGCAAAAGGUGUGGAAAUAUACAUGGAACAGCCAAUACACUAACUUCAACAGCCCGAGGUAUUGAUUUAAUUCUCCUCUGUCCCUGCUGGUGACUGCUGAGUUCUACUAAGUAAUAUUCCCACACUUUUCUAUCCACACCUAUGCAAAAAUUUACAAGCAUGCAAGCUCACUCUUCAUUUUGUCACUAGCCUGGUCAUUCAUUUCCAUCUCUGAAAGUGGAUACAAAACAAAAAUACGGCACACGCACAUCGCUCAAAAUCCCUGAUGUUAACAAUGCACUGUAUGUGUAACAAGGACGGUGUUUUAAGCAUUGCUUGACAAGUAUACCACCUUUUCCAUGCUGUACUGUACAUAAACACGUGUCAUUAAACUCAGCUUCUGUGAAUUAUCAUUUUCAAAUAAAACUAACAGUACUGUAUACAUGUAUCAUAAGCAAGCUAAGUAAAAUAAAUAUUUGACUUUCUAAAAUGUGGCAUAGUUCCACAUUUGCAUUGACAGGACUUGUAUUAAUCCCAUUUCUCUUGGUGUUAGUGGGCACAGGUGGGGUUUGCUGGCUCCGUGUAAUUAAGUUCUUUUUGCUUAACGACCCGUUGUCAGACGAGGAACUGAAAGUAUGCUGGUCAAAUGCAUAUUCUGCAGAAAGCAUAGAACUGGAAUUGUCAUCUUUCUGAGGACUUUGCUGUUUGUUCUCAUUGGGGUGCUAACUGAUUGAGAUAAUCAGAGAUUGAGAUCCCUUGGUUAGGAACUGGAAUGCCUCUUGUUUGCAGCUCUGCUGUCCUACCUUCCAGAAACUUCCAGAAACUCAGAUCUGAGAUAUUAUUUUUGUGAAGCUUCUAUCAUAUAAUGAAAGCAAGUCAACUCCAUUAACUAAGCAUGGGGAACCAUCAGAAACAUAACAGAUCUGGACAAAAUGCUUGACAAAUUAUGCCUUUAAAGAGAAAAUUUUCAUCAGUGCAGAAAUUGGAGUGUGGAGUGUGAAAGGGUGCUUCAUGGAAUUACAUGUGCCCUUUAACCCAGAGCUCAAUGACACAACUUUGUCCCGAACAUUAAACUGUACUUAGUGUGGUCCAUUUAAUAUGCUGGAGUGUGGAGUUACUGUCGUAGUCGUCAUGGCUGCGAUGGCUUUACUCGGGGGAGAGCGAAAGUAGGAUAGCAGUAGCUGUGAUAGCUGUGGUGCAGUAAAUCAAGUGUUCUAACUCGCAUAUUAAUGAGCCAUUCUGCUCAAGAGGCAGUAGGGUUCUCCAUCAGCGUUGGGAUUGGUGUAGCCAUGGUGGAGCUGGUCUGGCUGCCGAUCUGGUGUUCGCUGCCACCCAUUGCACUGUCAUCGCCAUAGUUACCUCAGACCUCCACUCUACAACGCCCACUCUGUACUAACAUUCCAGUUCUGAUGUGUUACACACCCCCAAUGCCUUGUGGUCUGGUUCAGGCCAGGCCUCUUUUGUAAAUGUGCAUGCUUUUUAUAUUAUAAGUAUAUAUCUAUACAAAUAACUGUUCUUGUGGAAAAAAAUGUCUCCUUCUCUUACUGUAGUGGAGUCCUCCAUUCUCCCUCUUUCAGUCACUGCUUGGUGAAAGUUGAGCAGUGGCACAGUGCCACUGCUGCUGGUCCUAUUGCUCUGUUAGUUGUGAAGGUUUUCUCUCUUCUGACUGGAAAGUGAUGUAGAAAGUGUUUGAGAUGAAAAAUAAAAUGUGAUGUGCACCAAAACAA
Messenger RNA from Anguilla rostrata (American eel), 7326 nucleotides. It is a transcript of the gene palm1a, whose product is annotated as paralemmin 1a. Lineage: Eukaryota; Metazoa; Chordata; Actinopteri; Anguilliformes; Anguillidae. Gene Ontology annotation, biological process: regulation of cell shape. The transcript has 9 exons. The record is from RefSeq and is a predicted model, not a curated record. Gene Ontology annotation, cellular component: membrane. Bases 1889 to 3109 code for a protein of 406 amino acids.